UUUGGUGUCAUGGAUGCUGAAUUCAAUGGAACAUUUAUAACUCUUGGUGGCUUUGUAGACUUGGACAAAUACAGAUAUCUGUACUUUGUCAUCUUGUUAACACUAUAUAUUCUCAUCCUCUUUACUAACUGCACCAUUAUAUGUCUAAUCUGGAUCCACAGGAACCUUCAUGAGCCUAUGUACAUUUUCAUUGCUGCUUUGUCACUCAACUCUCUUUUGUUUAGCACUGCUAUCUACCCUAAAAUUUGCAUUGAUGUUUUAUCUCAAAAACAGACCAUUUCUCAUUCUGCUUGUAUGUUUCAAUAUUUUCUGUAUUACUCAUUUGCAGGAUCAGACUUUUUACUGUUGUCAGCCAUGUCUUAUGACAGGUAUGUGUCAAUCUGCAAACCUCUGCAUUAUCCAACUAUCAUGGGAAAAAGAACUGUUAUUGUCCUCUUGACUUUGGCCUGGUUUCUACCUGCAUGUGAGGUUGUAGUCGCAACUGUGAUUAGUUCUCAACAAAAACUCUGUGGCUUCACAACAGGAGGAAUCUUUUGUAACAAUACAUUUUUUCGCCUUCACUGUGUAAAAUCAGCAUUUCUUACAGUUUAUGGUUUGUUUGUAAUGAUGAAUUUUCUUGUUGUUCCUUCGAUGUUCAUCCUUUUUACAUACAUAAAGAUAUUUAUAAUAACUUAUCACAGUUGUGCAGAAGUCAGGAAAAAAGCGGCAGAGACAUGUUUACCUCACCUGAUGGUUUUAUUCAGCUUCAUUUGUUUAGUUUUAUUUGAUGUCAUCGUAGCUCGAUUGGAGUCAGAUCUUUCAAAAAUUGUACGUUUAAUAAUGACUUUACAAAUAGUUGUGUAUAAUCCUCUGUUCAAUCCAAUCAUGUAUGGAGUGAAAAUGAAAGCUAUUUGGAAACACAUCAAGAGAUUGUUUUGUCGACUGGUGAACAAAAGAAUAUAA
Messenger RNA from Nerophis lumbriciformis (worm pipefish), 942 nucleotides. RefSeq names its product olfactory receptor 11A1-like. Gene Ontology annotation, cellular component: membrane. Gene Ontology annotation, molecular function: G protein-coupled receptor activity; odorant binding; olfactory receptor activity. Gene Ontology annotation, biological process: G protein-coupled receptor signaling pathway; detection of chemical stimulus involved in sensory perception of smell. Lineage: Eukaryota; Metazoa; Chordata; Actinopteri; Syngnathiformes; Syngnathidae. The record is from RefSeq and is a predicted model, not a curated record.